Molecule: messenger RNA, 496 nt
Organism: Durusdinium trenchii
Lineage: Eukaryota; Dinophyceae; Suessiales; Symbiodiniaceae
Source: the annotation of a GenBank genome assembly
GUUGGCGCUCUCAGCCUGCGUAGCAAUCAGGGCCUUCGUGCCGCCAGCCCAGCCAAACGCAGCGCCGGCCCUCCGCGCUUCUGCAGCAGCAGUCCUGGCCGCCUCCACUGCUCUGCCAGCCGGUGCUGCGGAUGAGUACCUGAACUACAACAUGACAGGUGAAUUCACCCCUUUCAUGAUCAUCGGGUACUUUGGCCUUACCACUUUCCUCACGGCCUUUGCCUUCGGCUCGUUGGCGCUCUCAGCCUGCGUAGCAAUCAGGGCCUUCGUGCCGCCAGCCCAGCCAAACGCAGCGCCGGCCCUCCGCGCUUCUGCAGCAGCAGUCCUGGCCGCCUCCACUGCUCUGCCAGCCGGUGCUGCGGAUGAGUACCUGAACUACAACAUGACAGGUGAAUUCACCCCUUUCAUGAUCAUCGGGUACUUUGGCCUUACCACUUUCCUCACGGCCUUUGCCUUCGGCUCGUACCUCAUCCUGACCAAGCUGAAGAUCAUUUGA